AUGACGCCACUGCGCAGUCGUACUAUACCCAGCAACCCCCGAUAUGUCUUACAGCAGUACAAAUUGAAGCCAAGACCGAUGAGAACCAUAGAUGGACGCAGAAAUCCUAUCAGCAUCAGCAAACUCCGAUGCAAUCGGAAUAAUGCAAAACGCGCCAACCUUAGAAACUUCCCGAACUGGUGA
Messenger RNA from Bipolaris zeicola 26-R-13, 183 nucleotides. RefSeq lists its product as uncharacterized. The transcript has a single exon. The record is from RefSeq and is a predicted model, not a curated record. Bases 1 to 183 code for a protein of 60 amino acids. Lineage: Eukaryota; Fungi; Ascomycota; Dothideomycetes; Pleosporales; Pleosporaceae.